AGAAAACACCGUCGCGUGCAAAAUAUAACAUAAAUAGAAAAUUUUCGAAAUAUAACAACAAUAAUUAAAAUGAGCGGUCCGUCGCGAACAAAUAAAUGGCGUUUAGCUCAAGAGAAGAUAAUCAAAGAGUCUGAGCAGAAUUGUAUGGAACGGGUAUACAGUUCCAUCGGCAACUCAAGCGUCACUGCAAUUCAUCAAAAAUUGGACAACUUGAGUUCAAGAUUGAGCUCUUUGGAAUCAAACGUGGCCAACGUCUUGGCUGUUGUCAAAAAACUUGCUGUCAAUUCAAAAUUUACCGCUUCUGUCGAGUUCCCGGUUGAGAAUCUGAGCUCCUUAGAGGAGAUUAACAAAAAAGUUGAGGAAGAUUCACAAAGAUAUGUUGCAUUGUUAAGAUCAACGUUGAUGCCAGAAGGAGUAAUUAAAAACUUGGGUAGAGUUCUAAGCUUAUCGCUUAUUAUGGAUAUGAAUUAUGGUGGAACGUUCUCCAAAAAAGGUUUAAACUCAUUUGAAUCGCUCAAUUCAGCUCUCUAUGAAGCAGUGAAGAGGGAUGGAUACACAUUUGAUGAUUAUAAAAGAGACGUUCGUCUUGCAUUCAGCAAAGCAAAAAAUAAAGUUUACAAAAGAAACACAGAACUUAACAAACAAAAACAACAACAGAUAGAGACGAUCUUUAUUAAAGAGGACGAGACUGAAGAAACUAUAACUGACGAGGGCGUAAAAAAAAGAAAGAAGAAAAAAACAAUUACUUAACCUAUUUAGUAGUUUUGUGUUUCAUCAUCACCUUAUUUAUUAAUUUCAUUCAAUCAUUAAACAGAAAAAUUUA
This is a messenger RNA of Drosophila innubila, 823 nucleotides long. RefSeq lists its product as uncharacterized. The record is from RefSeq and is a predicted model, not a curated record. Bases 70 to 750 code for a protein of 226 amino acids. Lineage: Eukaryota; Metazoa; Arthropoda; Insecta; Diptera; Drosophilidae. The transcript has 3 exons.